GGGGUGUCGUUCACAGGUACAGGACACUCGUCAUAUAUAAAUGGAUUGAUGUUUUGCAUGUUAAAGUCAGUAGUUACUACCAAGAAAGUGUGAAGGGACUAAAGUUUGCCUGGUUAUAUAAUUUAAGUGAUAGACCACUUACUUUUUCAAGGUGAGUACACGGUUUUGAUUACGGGAUUGCCUUUCUCCAAUCCUCACGAAGGUAUACUAGGCUAUAGCAGUAUAGCCUACUAUAAAAGUAAUUAUACCAAUUGAAUAGGCUACACCAAUCUUUGGUUUUAUGGAAUAUCUUAUUUUAAACUAGGCAAAAUGACGAUAAAAGUUAGGCUUCUGUACACAUGGGACAAGAUUGUCAACUGAGAGUGUUCUGUCUGUGAUGGAUAAAUCAUCAGUAUUCUGUUAUUUACUUUGCUAUCAAAGUUGAUAAAGUAAUCUAAAUUGAUAUAGGAUAGGAAACUUUGCUCCAAAUUAGUAGCCUAAACGACUAUUAAUUUAGGUGCGUAUCAACUUUGCUCCAAGUGAGAUAAUAAUAAUAAUAUAAUAUGCCAUUUAGCAGACGCUUUUAUCCAAAGCGACUUACAGUCAUGCGUGCAUACAUUUUUGUGUAUGGGUGGUCCCGGGGAUCGAACCCACUACCUUGGCGUUUCAAGCGCCGUGCUCUACCAGCUGAGCUAAUGUACUAGUUAGAUUGUUGUGGGUGCUGAAUUAAAUUGAUUUGAUGGUAUUAGUAGAAUAGAUCCUAAAUCUAAUCUGGGAUGCAUAUCGUGCUGCCAGGGUUUGCCCUGUUACAAAGUACCACUGUUAUUACAAAGUAACAAACGUGGUACACAAGAGGAACUAGCGCGCUACAUUGCAACAUUCUACGCCGAACGGUUGUUCAGAGAAUUCGAAGCGGAAGCUGGUCCGUCGGCUCUUUCGUCCGACUGUGGUCACAUCGAGUUCUGACCUUAUGAUCUGGUUAGCUAGCCUCUAAGGACAGCAAACUGUCAUCUUGUCAUUACCCUAUGAUUGUAAGGUAAGAUGAUACCUAUCGUCGAUAGUUUUGUGAAUGUUCUCGAUGACUGAUUAUGUGAACGGACAGAUUUUUUCCAUAGCUAGUCAUCGAAUUUCCUAAGUAGCUAGCUAGCUGUCAUCAACUAGAAUUGGAUGACAUGGCUUGUAGAGACUGUAGCUGUAGUUAGCCUUGUUAUGGCUAUCCUUUUCACUAUAUUGUCUUCUGACACAAGUUGCUAAGUUACACUCGAUGGCAGACCAACCAUGGGCUUGCAGAGGUGGCUACCUAGCUUCGAAUCCAACUCUCUUUCUUGGAUUUUUAUUAGCCAGCUGACGUUAGCUAGCUAGUGUAGAAAAAAUCAUGAAAAAAGGCGACGAUAGAGGAAAUAGUAACGCGUAAAGCAUGCUUGCGCAAUUACUCACUACUGCAAGACAUUUCUCUGUUGAUCACAUUGUUUGCUUCCCUGAUGAUCAACACUUCCCCAUUCCCUUUUUUCCUGCGUUAAAGUUUCUCAGUUUUCACCCCACCCAGUAGGUGGCGUCAAUACACCUUUUUGGAUGUAGUCCACCAAUAAAAAUUCUAGGAAGAAGAAGGCUGGUAUGUUUUUCAGACUUCCCCUACAAACCAAUGUAAUCCUACAGUCAGUUUUAAAAUGUCUACUCAGAUCCCUACACAGGCUCUAGAGCCUGAGAGAGGGGAGUAUCUUCCGCAGUGGUGGAAAAAGUACCCAAUUGUCAUACUUGAGUAAAAGUAAAGAUACCUUAAUAGAAAAUGACUCAAGUAAAAGUGAAAUUCACCCAGUAAAAUACUACUUGAGCAAAAUUCUAAAAGUAUUUGGUUUUAAAUAUACUUAAGUAUCAAAAGUAAAUGUAAUAGCUAAAAUAUACUUAAGUAUCAAAAGUAAAAGUAUAAAUCCUUUUAUAUUCCUUAUAUUAAGCAAACCAGAUGGCAAGAUUAUUAUAUAUUUUUUUUAAUUUACGGAUAGCCACUCCAACACUCAGACAUAAUUUACAAAUGAAGCGUUUGUGUUUAGUGAGUCCACCAGAUCAGAUGAAGUGGGGAUGACCAGGGAUGUUCUCUUGAUAAGUGAGUGAAUGGGACCAUUUUCAUGUCCUGCUAAACAUUCAAAAUGUAACGAGUACUUUUGGGUGUCAGGGAAAAUGUAUGGAGUAAAAAGUACAUUAUUUUCUUUAGGAAUGUAGUAGAGUAAAAGUAAAAGUUGUAAAAAAUAUAAGUAGUAAAGUACAGAUACCGAAAAAAAUGACUUAAGUAGUACUUUAAAGUAUUUCUACUUAAGUACUUUACACCACUGAUCUUCCGACAGUAUUCCCUGCAAUGUUUCUGCUGUGAAGUACUGAAGUUCCAAUAAUAUGUUUGCCACUUUCACAAUGAUAUCUAGUCUCUUUGAUUUUGUUGGAAAAUUAGUUUGUCCUGUACAAUUAAUCACCUGCGCAAUGAACGCAACAAAAUCCACCUUCACCAUUCGUAUUUCAGAAUAUUUUAUCUGAUGAACGACAUCAACAGGCUGCUGGUUAUCCACUGCCAUAGCUUCAUAAUCUCUACUCUCUCAACAAUUUUGACAGCCUCCGCAUAGGAGACCUGCUCGACAGCCUUGAUCCUCGCUACUUUGACCUCCUUCACCCUAACAGGGCACUCAGUGAACUCUGGAACGUGAUUCCCAUCACAAUUGCAGCAUUCUGCAUCCUCAGACUCUUCAACACUGAUAUUCCGUCUGCAAAUACUUGACCGGUGGCCAAAGUUUUUACAUUUAUAACAUUGUAGUAGUUUUUGUACAUAUGCUCACAGUACGGGUUAAUUGACAUGCCCCAACUAUUCUCGGCAUGUUGUCCCUAAACCAUGAAGCCUCGAUAUCCAGCGAGACGCCAGAGAUGACACCUUUAUUCGGCGCCUUACUCUGAAAAUUAUCAUUCUCCACUUUGUACAUUGAAAGUUUAUAGAGCCACAGAGCUUUCUCCUUUCGCUCUUUCGAUACACAUGUAAUCACCGUGAUACCACUCCUGGUCACUCUGAACGACUCCACCUUUCCCAAUUCGUCAGUCACCAUCUUAGUAACCGCAAACGGGUCUCCCAAAUGAGCAUCCUUAUUCAUGAAACGUACUCCAACCAGAAGCUGCUGUUCAUUUCCAACUUGUGCUUUUUUUUUAGCUCCAUUCUUGUUUAUUACCGUCGUCCAGUCAUUCUUACCGACUUCACUCACGCCAACAGAAUCAAACAUUGCAUGGAGCUUCCGCCAUUACACGACCUGCCACCACUGGGCCAGAUUCAAGUUGGUCCAUCCCCCUUCCAUAUUCCUCCUAACCCUUUCUCCGUCUCUCCUUGUAGCUAGCUAGCAUAUCCAUUCCGUCCAACAUCGUUCCCGCUUAUCAAAGUACUACCACUUACCAGCCUCCCAUGCCCUUUACCCUGUCCCUACUUAACAUUUCAUCUAAUUAGAGAUGAGCAGGCCGUGCGUGUGUUGCCAAUGGGCUUGUGUUUUCAUUUAGCAAGGAAGCCAAUAUUAGCUAGAAAGCUUCAACACACUGGGAGAACACUCAGAACAGGUGUUAUGCAAGCUGUCAUUUUCCCAGUUGAUUUACAUUCACCAAAAGUAUGUAUGUUUGAAAUAUUAUGCAACCAAUAGCAAAUACCUUUGGAUACCAGCUUCAGAAUGAAAAUCUGAUCGGUUUUGUUGGAGCAAUUGGUUAGAACACUAAAUGUCUUUGUGCAGAAGGUCCCUUGUUCACACCCUGGUCUGGAUAACGACGUGAACUACUCUGUUGCACUUAAUUCUCAGCCCAUAUCAACCUAUUGACCUCACAUUCCACCUUGAAUAAAAAUCUCCCCAUAUUGACAUCUCUCCAAAACCUCUCUCCAACCUUGUCCUCUCUCUCUCUCCCAACCAGCUCAUACAGAAUGCCUGGAUCAGCCCCAGCCAACGGCGAGGCCACGUGGCCCAAAGAUGUGGGUGUCAUCGCCCUGGAGAUCUACUUCCCCUCACAGUACGUGGACCAGGCCGAGCUGGAGCAGUUUGACGGCGUGUCCGCUGGUAAAUACACGGUGGGCCUGGGCCAGGCGCGAAUGGGCUUCUGCUCGGACCGCGAGGACAUCAACUCCCUCUGCCUGACGGUGGUCCAGCGGCUGAUGCAAAGGAAUGGCCUCUCCUACGACCAGGUGGGCCGUCUGGAGGUGGGCACGGAGACCAUCAUCGACAAGUCCAAGUCGGUGAAGACGGUUGUGAUGCAGCUUUUCGAGGAGUCGGGCAACGCGGACGUGGAGGGGAUUGACACGACCAACGCUUGCUAUGGGGGCACCGCCGCCCUCUUCAACGCCGUCAACUGGGUGGAGUCCAGCUCCUGGGACGGUGAGAGGCGUUGUUUUAACGUUGUGUUGACAUCGUGUCAAUGUUUUGUUGACCCUCCCAAGUGUGGUGUGUUUGACUGUGUGUGACUGUCUAUUUUAGUCAAAUUUUGGACUGAAGAACACACAAGGCGUAAGUCUGACACACUGCCUCUAAAUGGACCUACCUUAGACUUAGUAUGCUGACAAUAGAAUAACCUUAAAUCAAAUGUAUCAGUCCAUAAUGAGAGAAGAAAUCCUCUGUUAUUCAUAAAUAAUAUUCUGUAUUUGUGUUACUUACUGACAUCUCUUUCUGUCCUGUAGGUCGUUAUGCCCUGGUGGUGGCAGGAGACAUUGCAGUUUAUGCCACAGGAAGUGCCCGGCCAACAGGGGGCGCCGGUGCGAUAGCCAUGUUGGUAGGGCCCAACGCCCCACUGGCUUUUGACAGAGGUAGGUCAAUAUCCUACUGUGUGGAAAUAGUUGAUGUUGACACGCUGACUGAAUCAUGACUCCCCCAGCCUGUUUAUUAUAGACACAGUUCCUCUGUUGUUGUUUGUUAAUGUCGUUCAGGUCAAUGUCAGUUCAACAGUUGACACACAAGCGUGUACACACACACACACACACACACACACACACACACACACAAUAUCACUCACUGCUCAUCUUACUGACGAAUACACAGCUUUGUUUACAUUUCAACAAGCCAUGUGUCAAAGACACCGCCAGUAUGUUUCCGUCUCAUGGAUAGCCAGCCAUUCAUCCACUGUCUGUCUGAAUAUAUUUGAUGCUGUACAACAGGGUUGGGGUCAAUUCCAUUUCAAUUCCAGUCAAUUCAGGAAGUAAACUGAAAUUCCAAUUCCAAUUCUCUUCAAUGCAUUUCAAUGAGGAAAAUGUGGAAUUGGAAUUUGGUUUACUUUCUGAAUUUGACUGGAAUUAAAAUGGAAUUGACCCCAACCCUGGUGUACAAUGGGUGUAAAAUGGUGCAUCAUGGUUGACCUUGCAGGUCUGAGGGGUACACACAUGCAGCACGCCUACGACUUCUACAAGCCAGAUAUGGCGUCAGAGUAUCCUGUGGUGGACGGAAAGCUGUCUAUCGAGUGCUACCUCAGCGCGUUGGAUCGCUGUUACUCUGUCUAUCGCAACAAGAUCCACGCACAGUGGCAAAGAGGUGAGAGAAAUUAUCAUUUGUACAUUUUAUAAGAUGCACUUUGCUUGUUUGAUCAUUGAUUAAAAAAAUAAUUGUUCACUUCAAUGCAUCCACCAUACCUAUUCAACAGGCCUUGGUCAAUUCAAACACUCAGGUUAAUUCAAAACACUUUAGGCUGAAUCCUAAGUAGGUCAAGUGGGCUUAAGCCAGGCCCAUAGAUCCCUUUAUAGUCUAAGAAGUUAACUAAGGUUUACUAAGGUUCAUUUCCACCGGGGCCUGAAAUUGGUUUAGUGAUAGUAGCCUGUUGCCAAUGUCAUCACAGAGAGUAGUUAGGUUAGGUACCAGAUUGGACAGUGAUCCUGAAUACUUUGUCCUUGUGUCACCCACCUCUCUGUAGUAUCAGAGACCAUUUUAACAAAAGCCUGUAUUUUCCCACUAUCAAUAUCAAUGUGGAACUUACCCAACCAUGAUCUUGAUUGAAUUCUUGUACGGCCUUUCUAGCAGACCUGGGUCAAAUACAUUUAGCCAAAUACUUUCAAAUACUUCAAAUAUGUGUAUUUCAGGUGUGCUUGAGUUAGCUUAUGUUGUUCCUGGCAACUGAAAUUGAGGCAGCUCAGGUAUUUGAAAGUAUUUGGUACUGUAGUGUUUGACCCCGGUUUUAUCAUUGACCAUCUGAGUAAAACUGUGUAUUUUGUUUUUAUAUUAGAUGAGUUUUAUUAGUUACAUGCACAGGGUCGCGGGGGUCAGGAGGGGGACAGGGAGAGCAGGUAGCUGCCUAGUGGUGGUGAUUCAGCAGCCUGAUGGUCUGGGGGUAGAAGCUAUUGGCCAGUCUGACAGUUUUUCCCAUGAUGCACCUAUACUGCCCGUGUCAGAGUGAUUGAAGUGGGGAGAACAGGCCGUGGCUCGGGUGGCUGAGGUCCUUGAUGAUUGUCUUGGCCUUCCUGCGACACCUGUCAGUGUGGCUGAAACAUGUCCUGUGUUCUUCACAGAGGGUGUGGACAAGCGUUUCAGCCUGGAGGACUUUGGCUACAUGGUGUUCCACUCUCCCUACUGCAAGCUGGUGCAGAAGUCCUUAGCCCGUCUGGUGCUCAACGACUUCCUCAGCCACCCCAGCCCCAACACAGAGACUGGACCAUUCAGUGGCCUGGAGGCUUUCAGGUUAGAACCUUCAGGCAACGUAUUAUCAAUGUAGUGCGCUACUUUUGAUUGGUCAGAAAUUACGAUAGAUAUAUUCUCACACACAUCUACAAUGGCACAUUUAUUCAAGUAACUUUGAUCCUCCAAUCAUAAUCCAACCAAGAUUACCCUAACUCCUGGUUGGAAUACUUAUAUACAAAAUGAUUGAACCUUUAUUUCCAUAGGGAAGUCCCAGGGAGCCCUGCUUCACAAAAAUGCAGCAAAAAUACCAAUUACAUAAUAAGGAAGUUACAAUUACAACAACAAAGAUGAGAGCAUGAGAAAUUAGAAAAAGCUCAAAUGCGAUAUUGUUCCAGUUUGUCCCCAGAAUAGCGUUGAAAACAGCUCUACAUAUACUGUAUAUAUUACUCUAAAUGGCUCCAUCCUUCUCUCUGUGUGCUGAGCAGGGAGGUGAAGCCGGAGGAGACCUACUUCAACAGGGAUGUGGAGAAGGCCUUCAUGAAGGCCAGCACGGAGAUGUUUGACCAGAAGACCAAGGCCUCCCUCCUCGUCUCCAACCAGAACGGCAACAUGUACACCCCCUCCGUCUACGGCUGCCUUGCUUCUGUAAUCGCACAGUAAGUCUCCCUAUGAAUCAGAGUAAACUAAUUGUACAUAAAGGUACUACUUGAAAGACUACUUGAAUUACUACUUGAAUUAGUCAUUAGAAAGAAGAAAUGCACAUAACAUUAGUGUCAUUAUUACUGUGUAAUUAUGCCUGAAAGGACAGUGUAACAACGUUUGUAAUUACUCUUUGUUACAUUGUCCUUACUGACCUAUGCCUAAGCACAGUGUAAAUACAGUAUAACUGUGUUAUUACAGUAGUUGUUAUACAAUACUUACAGAAAUAAUGACUCAGUACUGUAACAAUAAGGACACUGUAAUUAAGUGUUGCUGAAAUUAUAUAAUUAUGGAGAGGCACACGUAGGGAGUGUUUGCGUGUGUGUGUGUGUGUGUGUGUGUGUGUAACACGUUUUUUCCUGGACAGACACACACCUCAGCACCUGGCAGGCCAGAGAAUCGGCCUGUUCUCCUACGGCUCAGGGUUUGCCGCCACACUCUACUCCCUCCGAGUCUCCCAGGACGCCACGCCUGGUAGGUUCACCUCACACUGGGGUCCGUCACCUGUAUGGGACGGGGGAAACGCCUUGUCAACAGAGAUGGGUUCCACUGACAUUUACCCUCCAGGGGACUAGAAAUGAACCUGUUGCCCCCUCCCUCUAGUCUUGACACUUCUUGUAGAUCACUAAGGAUUAGAUGGGUGGGCAAAUGAGGCAAUAGAGCCACCUACCUUCUGGGAAAGAGAAUUGUCUAGUGCUAGGGGUAAUGGAUUGAGCUGGUUGUUUUUGGACUGAGCAUUGGUUAUUUAGUUGAAAUAUGAAUGAGUAGGUAUUGGGAAAGUCAUGUGGUCUUUCCUUGGGUCUGUAUUUAUCGUCUGUUGGUUGGCCGUCUCCCUCCCUCAGGCUCUGGAUUGGAUAAGCUCUGUGCCAGCCUGUGUGACCUCAAGGCCAGACUGGACUCUAGGAGGAAGGUGUCACCUGCCAUGUUCGCAGACAACAUGCAGCUGAGGGAAGAUACUCACCACCUAGGUAUGUCUGCACACACACACACACACACACACAUACUCACACACACACACACACACACACACACACACACACACACACACACACACACACACACACACACACACACACACACACACACACACACACACACACACACACACACACACACACACACACAUACUCACACACACACACACACACACACACACACACACACACACAUACUCACACACACACACACACACACACACACACAUACUCACACACACACACACACACACACACACACACACACACACACACAUACUCACACACACACACACACACACAUACAUACUCACACACACACACACACACACACACACACACACACACACCCUUUCAUUUGAAACCAUGUCCGUCCCUUUCCCAUCCAGCACCUUACGUGCCCCAGGGUUCUGUGGAGGAGCUGUUCCCUGGGACGUGGUACCUGACCCGGGUGGACGAGAAGCACCGCCGGGAGUACGCCAGACGCUCCCUGAAUGACGACCUGCCCCUGGAGGCUGGCCUGGUCAACUCCACCACAGCCACUGAGGUACAAUACAAUUGUAUUGUUCAACGUAAAUCGGAAAUUAAAUAAUUGAUAAAUUAAAUAAUAUUCCCAACCCCUGCAGUCACUACUCAUACAUAUUAGAGGCUGGAAGCAGCACAUUGUAUGGAGGCUAGGUCACUGAGAGACAUUUAGUUUGCAUGCAGGCACCACACUUAAAAAGAACUAAAUGCACACAGAGACAGGGGAAAAAAAACUAGCUUCAAUGUAACAUUCACCAUUGUUCCAUAUUCAAUCAUUAUAUUAGCUACAUAAAAAGUGACAUUAAAAAGCAUGAACUGAUUUUUCCAUGUUGCUUCCUUGUUCCCAGCAGCACAUCCCAAGCCCAGUGAAGAAGAUGCCCCGCCUCCCCGCCUCCACAGCUGGUCCCGAGGCGGUCACCGUUAGCAACGGGGAUCAUUAAGCUAAGCUUACCUCUGUGAGGUACAGGUAGACAUGGAGGACGACCAACAAACGACAUCGGAAACACAAUUGUAAUGCUAGCAGAGAGGACCCCCGUGCACCAUCUUCUCAGAUAUGUUUUCUAACUUAUUGCCGAAUGCUGCGUAACACUAAGCUAUUUAACUAUCACAUCUUCAACCAUCAUUGCUCUCAAAUAUGUAACGGGGAGUAAUAUUAUAUGAAAUGUGCAUGUUCCAUUGGAGGCAUGGAAAGGAAAGGUGUUUAUCAAGGUAGCAGACAUUCCUGGAACUAAAGUCCUCAAGAUUCCACAUAAUUCAGGGUGAAAAUGUUGAUCCGAUUUCGGCUAUUAAGAUUAUUUUACAUAAGUUUGCAUUUCCCUUUUUCAAAAAGAAUAAAAGAAAGUAUUUAUAGCCCAACAACUUCAACAAGCUCUUUUGAUUUAAUUUGGACCCAUUCUUUUAUUUAAAUUAUUUUUUAUCUGGGGGGGACCCCGAGUGGCGCAGCGGUCUAAG
Molecule: messenger RNA, 9724 nt
Organism: Coregonus sp. 'balchen'
Lineage: Eukaryota; Metazoa; Chordata; Actinopteri; Salmoniformes; Salmonidae
Source: the annotation of a GenBank genome assembly